Molecule: messenger RNA, 1740 nt
Organism: Enhydra lutris kenyoni (northern sea otter)
Lineage: Eukaryota; Metazoa; Chordata; Mammalia; Carnivora; Mustelidae
Product: solute carrier family 5 member 7
Exons: 8
Coding region: 1-1740 (579 amino acids)
Biological process (GO): acetylcholine biosynthetic process; transmembrane transport; neuromuscular synaptic transmission
Cellular component (GO): plasma membrane; synapse; dendrite
Molecular function (GO): choline:sodium symporter activity
Source: RefSeq, a predicted model, not a curated record
AUGACUUUCCAUGUGGAAGGACUGAUAGCUAUCAUCGUGUUCUACCUUCUAAUAUUGCUGGUUGGAAUAUGGGCAGCCUGGAGAACCAAAAACAGUGGCAGCUCAGAAGAGCGCAGCGAGGCCAUCAUAGUUGGUGGCCGAGACAUUGGUCUGCUGGUGGGUGGAUUUACCAUGACAGCCACCUGGGUUGGAGGAGGUUACAUCAACGGGACAGCUGAAGCAGUGUAUGUACCAGAUUAUGGUCUAGCUUGGGCUCAGGCACCAAUUGGAUAUUCUCUUAGUCUGAUUUUAGGUGGUUUGUUCUUUGCAAAGCCUAUGCGUUCCAAGGGAUAUGUGACCAUGUUAGACCCGUUUCAGCAGAUCUAUGGAAAACGCAUGGGUGGGCUCCUAUUUAUUCCUGCGCUAAUGGGAGAAAUGUUUUGGGCUGCUGCCAUUUUCUCUGCCUUAGGAGCCACCAUCAGCGUGAUCAUUAACGUCAACGUGCAAGCUUCUGUCAUUGUCUCUGCACUGAUCGCCACUCUGUACACGCUGGUGGGUGGUCUCUACUCCGUGGCCUACACCGAUGUUGUUCAGCUUUUCUGCAUCUUCAUAGGCCUGUGGAUCAGCGUCCCUUUUGCCCUGUCACAUUCUGCAGUUACUGACAUUGGGUAUACUGCUCUGCAUACCAAGUAUCAAAAGCCUUGGCUGGGGACCAUUGAAUCAUUUGAAGUCUACACUUGGCUUGAUAGUUUUCUGCUGUUGAUGAUGGGUGGAAUCCCAUGGCAAGCCUACUUCCAGAGGGUCCUCUCUUCAUCCUCAGCCACUUAUGCUCAGGUGCUGUCUUUCCUGGCAGCUUUUGGAUGCCUGGUGAUGGCUCUACCAGCCAUACUCAUUGGGGCCAUUGGAGCAUCAACAGACUGGAACCAGACUUCAUAUGGGCCUCUAGAUCCCAAAGACAACAAUGAAGCAGACAUGAUUUUACCAAUUGUUCUGAAGUACCUCUGCCCUGUGUACAUUUCUUUCUUUGGUCUUGGUGCAGUUUCUGCUGCUGUUAUGUCCUCAGCAGAUUCUUCCAUCUUGUCAGCAAGUUCCAUGUUUGCCCGGAACAUCUACCAGCUUUCGUUCAGACAAAAUGCAUCAGACAAAGAAAUCAUCUGGGUCAUGAGAAUCACGGUGUUUGUGUUUGGAGCGUCCGCCACAGCCAUGGCCUUACUCACGAAGACCGUGUACGGGCUCUGGUACCUCAGCUCAGACCUCGUUUACAUCAUCAUCUUCCCCCAGCUGCUCUGUGUGCUCUUUGUCAAGGGAACUAACACGUACGGGGCUGUGGCGGGUUACGUGUCUGGCCUUUUCCUGAGAAUCACCGGCGGGGAGCCAUAUCUGUACCUUCAGCCCUUGAUCUUUUACCCUGGCUACUACUCGGAUAAGAAUGGCAUAUAUAACCAGAGAUUCCCAUUUAAAACCCUCGCCAUGAUUACCUCGUUCUUAUCCAACAUUUGCAUCUCCUAUCUAGCCAAAUACCUAUUUGAAAGUGGAAGCUUGCCUCCCAAAUUAGAUGUGUUCGAUGCUGUUGUUGCAAGGCACAGUGAAGAAAACAUGGAUAAGACGAUUCUGGUCAAAAAUGAAAAUAUUAAAUUGGAUGAACUUGCCCCUGUGAAGCCCCGACAAAGCCUAACUCUCAGCUCCACGUUUACCAAUAAGGAGGCCUUCGUCGACAUCGACUCCAGCCCAGAAGGGUCUGGGACUGAAGAUAACGCGUAA